Corticium candelabrum is the source of this 1287-nucleotide messenger RNA. RefSeq names its product myb-like protein W. The record is from RefSeq and is a predicted model, not a curated record. Lineage: Eukaryota; Metazoa; Porifera; Homoscleromorpha; Homosclerophorida; Plakinidae. The transcript is spliced from 2 exons. The coding region runs from base 77 to 628 and encodes 183 amino acids.
UGAUAUAAUUUCCUUCCCACUUCCUAGCAAGCACAAGGCAGCACAAGCACAGCGUCUGUCAUCCUGCACGCUCAACAUGAACGGCACUUCGUCUCUUCAACCACAAGGUGAAGACCCGCAUGCCAUUUGGAUGAAAAUCCGAGACGAACGGAAGGUGUAUCAGCUGCAGAAGAGAAUCGAGAGACUGAGGAAAGAAGCGGAGUAUGACAGGGACGAGGAGGAGGAGAGUGAGAGCGAAAUAGAAAACAUUUGCACAAGAAGAGGAACUCAACAAGAGUUGAUAGUCAAACUUGUCACUGACCAUACUACAACUCAUAUAACAAAACUCUUUGGUCUACCAUCACCUGACCUGCAGAGUAACGAUGAGGACGAAGAGAAAGAAGAAGAAGAAAAAGAAGAAAAACAGAAAGAAAAAGAAGAAGAGACGUACCCACAAACAAACAUCGACGACAACGAUAUACCCCUAUCAUGGACACAAUCAAUACCAGAGGUGGCGACUUCACAACAUGAAAACGAGGACUCUCGUGCAACUUCCAGCACAAUGACAGCAACAAGAGAAGACUUUCUUGAAGUAGCAGUAAGUCCUAUGGUAGAAAUGUCCUUUCUAGGACAGAAACACACAUUGUGACAUGCACUGGGGUUGGUUGUCAUGGCGAUGAGGAGAUUCUGUAGUAGAGACUUGCUGUCAGUCGGUUUGAGGUAAGGUGCAGAAAUGUUUUGAAAUCAAUUGUGGUAAUUCUAAUGGUCAAUAUCAUAAGUGAAAUUCAUUGUGUCUCAUCGAGCUCUCUGAUUGAUGUAUAAGCUCUCGAAGUGUAUACAAACAGAACCAGACAUACAGACAAUAAAGAGAAAAAACAAAUAGACAGACAAACAGAUAAACAGAUAACAAACAGACGAACAGACAGACAGACAGACGGAAGACGGAUGGACAGACAGCCAGACUAAAACACAAAGAGCCACACAAACAGACAGACAAACAGACAGACAGACGGACAGAUGGACAGAUGAACAGACAGACAGACAGAUGUAUGGAUAAACAGACAGACAGACAGACAGACAGACAGAUAGACAGCCAGACAAACAAACGGACGAACAGACACAGAUGGACAUACACACAUACAUACAUACAUACAUACAAACAGACAACCAGACAAAUAGGACAAACAACUAGCAAACACACAGACAGACUGACAGAUGAACAAAUGGAUAGACACAGACAGACAGACAGACAGACAGACAGACAGACAGACAAACAAAACAUGCACAAAGGUACAUACAAAUCUGUUU